Messenger RNA from Oxyura jamaicensis (ruddy duck), 685 nucleotides. RefSeq names its product mesogenin 1 (gene MSGN1). The transcript has a single exon. Gene Ontology annotation, molecular function: DNA-binding transcription factor activity, RNA polymerase II-specific; protein dimerization activity; RNA polymerase II cis-regulatory region sequence-specific DNA binding. Gene Ontology annotation, biological process: regulation of transcription by RNA polymerase II; mesoderm formation. Gene Ontology annotation, cellular component: nucleus. The record is from RefSeq and is a predicted model, not a curated record. The coding region runs from base 34 to 543 and encodes 169 amino acids. NCBI's taxonomy places the organism in Eukaryota, Metazoa, Chordata, Aves, Anseriformes, Anatidae.
GCAGGAAUUGCUUCUCCCGGGCGCUCCUCCAGGAUGGACAAAUUGCACGAGACGCUGAUAAAUAUGGAAGAUGCUUUGGGUUCGGAGCACUCCGUCUGCUUAUCUUCCUGGGACUGGAAAAAUACCACCGGGGCUUUUGAGCUGCACCCUGUCUCCUCUCCACACAGCUUGUCCCCAACUCCGUCCUUUGAGUCCUACUCCUCAUCCCCUUGCCCAGCAGCGGCAGAGACCCCCUACGGUGGUGGCAGCCUGGUGGGAUAUGGCCUGGUGGACUUCCCCCCUGCCUACCUGCCCAGCCCCGGGCAGGCCCGGCUGCCCAAGGGCACCAAGGUGCGGAUGUCAGCCCAGCGCCGAAGGAAGGCCAGCGAGAGGGAGAAGCUGCGGAUGAGGACCCUGGCGGAUGCACUACACACUCUGCGUAACUACCUGCCCCCCACCUACAGCCAGCGGGGCCAGCCCCUCACCAAAAUACAGACCCUGAAGUACACCAUCAAGUACAUCAGUGAACUGACGGAGCUCCUCAACAGCGUCAAGCGGGCGUAGACCCCACCUGGAACAUCUGCCGUUCUGCCCCCUGGCUCUGCUGUGGAAGAGCCUUUACAAAAAAACAAACAAAACCAGCAAAAUUUCUUCUUCACCGGAGUAUUGUGACACGGGGUGCCAGCGGAGCAAGAGGGAGGGGGAG